AUGGUGAUGGUGGAGUCCGGGGGGCUGACAGCUUCCACUCAGUGGGACCUCCAUGGCUCUCAGAAAGGCCCUUUGGUCCCUGCUCAUCUCCAUGUUUCUGCCCUUUGUGUCUCUUCGCAGCGUUUCUGCAUUUCACAGAAGGCGAAUCUGGCCUCCAUUCAGUCCAACGAUGAGUUCACCUUCCUGAAGAACCUGAUCAUCCAGAAGGGAGGACGCAGCAGGAGGACCUGGAUCGGAGGCCAUGACGCUGAUAACGUGUGGAUGUGGAGCGACGGCUCACCAUUUACUUUCAACUCCUGGGGUCGCGGGGAACCCAACAACUAUCGAGGCCAAAAAGAGCCCUGCAUGGAGAUCAUGAAUGCAGGCGAGAUGCCCCAAAAGGACAAGUGA
Messenger RNA from Menidia menidia (Atlantic silverside), 390 nucleotides. The record is from the annotation of a GenBank genome assembly. NCBI's taxonomy places the organism in Eukaryota, Metazoa, Chordata, Actinopteri, Atheriniformes, Atherinopsidae.